AUGAAUGCUACGCAGCCCUCAGGUAUUUUCAAGGGUUCUUCAACGCUCUUGUUAGGCAAGAUUCAGAAAGGGGAGGGCGUAGAAGUCCCUGUCAAGGCAGGCGAUGUUGUCGUCCUGCCCGCUGGAACGGCCCAUUCAUCCCUUGAAAGCUCUUCUGAUUAUAGGUACAUCGGUGUAUAUCCAAAGGGGUGUCCCAAGUGGAGGAAUGAAACUGGGAAGAAGUCCUCGAGCGUGUUUCUGGACGCUAUCGAUGAAGUUGAUAUGCCUGAAGAUGACCCUGUAUAUGGAACCGAUGGACCAUUACCCAUGCUAUGGAAUCAAGCUCCCCGUGCGAAGCUGUAG
Messenger RNA from Fusarium musae, 342 nucleotides. RefSeq lists its product as uncharacterized. The coding region runs from base 1 to 342 and encodes 113 amino acids. The record is from RefSeq and is a predicted model, not a curated record. Lineage: Eukaryota; Fungi; Ascomycota; Sordariomycetes; Hypocreales; Nectriaceae. The transcript has 3 exons.